AGGAAAUGCGUCGGUUACAAAAACAGCAUCGGCGACUGAGAGAGACGUCAGCAUAUCUAAUUAUUGCAAUUUUGUAAAUGGCAAAUUGUGAGACAGCAUUGUUCAUCGAUUCGUCUGUUUCGAAUUGCCGUUUUUACCAUCGUCCGAAUUCAAAUGCAAAUAUGACCUGUAAUCAUAGAUCAAUAAAAAAUUAUGAUCGUAACUUUGUGGAAUUUUGGCAUGAAUACUUUCAGUCGACCGGCGCAGCUGUUCGAGAAAUAUCAAUCAAAUAUUUUCUGUCAUCGAAGGAACUAUUGAUUUUGUGCGAUUUAUCAAAAUGCAAAUGCAAAGAUUUAAUACAAAAACUCUAUUCAAUCACGCCAUACACUUGUAAACUUUGCCAUAAAAUGUUUUCAACGAAGUCAUCAUUGAAUAACCAUCGAUUAGAACACAUUGAGCUGCAUGAAUGCGUCUUUUGCGAAAAACGUCUGGCCACCAAAAAAGCAUUAAAAGAUCAUUUGGAACUACACACCAAGGAGAACACAUGCAAGGCAUGUAACCAAAUAGUUCCCGCUGUGAAUGUUGAAAAGCACGAGAAAUGUAAAAAACACUUGAAAAAUGUUCAAAUGGGGCACAAACGUUCAAUUCAAAGUAAAUGAAGAAUCUUUGCUUUGAUUCUAUUUUAUCAAUAAAUUUAAGCGAUUUUAAUAAUAAAUUUAAACAAUUUUACCAAUGAAUUGUAAAAAGAUGAAUAAAAAGAAUUAAAGAAAAAAAACGACAUCAACUUGAUGUUGAGAUUGAUUUGAAGCA
Contarinia nasturtii (swede midge) is the source of this 789-nucleotide messenger RNA. Its product is annotated as zinc finger protein 552-like. NCBI's taxonomy places the organism in Eukaryota, Metazoa, Arthropoda, Insecta, Diptera, Cecidomyiidae. The coding region runs from base 78 to 638 and encodes 186 amino acids. The transcript is spliced from 2 exons. The record is from RefSeq and is a predicted model, not a curated record.